Messenger RNA from Acanthisitta chloris (rifleman), 1238 nucleotides. RefSeq names its product insulin receptor-related protein-like. The record is from RefSeq and is a predicted model, not a curated record. NCBI's taxonomy places the organism in Eukaryota, Metazoa, Chordata, Aves, Passeriformes, Acanthisittidae. Gene Ontology annotation, biological process: insulin-like growth factor receptor signaling pathway; positive regulation of MAPK cascade; regulation of JNK cascade. The annotation marks the transcript as partial. Gene Ontology annotation, molecular function: insulin receptor substrate binding; ATP binding; insulin receptor activity. Gene Ontology annotation, cellular component: membrane; axon; insulin receptor complex. The transcript is spliced from 9 exons.
UGCAAGCCGACAACAUUCCCGGCAACGUCACGUGGGAGCCUGCGGGCAAGAACAGCGUCCUGCUGCGCUGGGAAGAGCCCAGGAACCCCAACGGGCUCAUCCUCAAGUAUGAGAUUAAGUACAGCCGUGAGAGUGAGGAGGUCACCACCGUUGUCUGUGUCUCCCGUCACCGCUACUCCAAGUACGGAGGUGUCCACCUGGCUCUGCUCCAGCCCGGGAACUACUCGGCCAAGGUCCGAGCCACCUCACUGGCCGGCAACGGCUCCUGGACAGGGCUCGUCAAGUUUUACAUCCUGGGGCCAGCUGAGGAGGAGUCGGGCAGCUUCUAUGUCCUGUUCACUGUCACACCUGUGGUGCUCAUGGUGCUCAUCUCCUGCCUGGCUGUCUUUGUCUUCUUCUACAACAAGAAGAGGAACAACGAUGGGUACCCCAGUGGGACACUCUACGCCUCCGUCAACCCUGAGUACUUCAGCGCCUCAGACAUGUACAUGCCUGAUGAGUGGGAGGUGUCACGGGAGAAGAUCACAGUGAUCCGGGAGCUGGGACAGGGCUCCUUCGGGAUGGUGUAUGAGGGGCUGGCACUGGGGCUGGUCACAGAGGGAGAGGAGACCAAGGUGGCCCUGAAGACGGUCAACGAGUUGGCCACCAUGCGGGAGCGCAUCGAGUUCCUCAACGAGGCCUCUGUCAUGAAAGCCUUCAAGUGCCACCACGUGGUCCGUCUGCUCGGCGUCGUGUCCCAGGGCCAACCAGCUUUGGUCAUCAUGGAGCUGAUGACACGAGGGGACCUGAAGAGCUACCUGCGUUCACUCAGGCCUGAAGCUGAGAACAACCCUGGGCUGCCACCACCAUCGCUCAAGGACAUGAUCCAGAUGGCAGGGGAGAUUGCUGAUGGCAUGGCCUACCUCAACGCCAACAAGUUCGUGCACCGAGACUUGGCCGCGCGCAACUGCAUGGUGUCCGAGGACUUCACCGUCAAGAUUGGAGACUUUGGCAUGACCAGGGACAUCUACGAGACGGAUUACUAUCGGAAAGGGGGUAAGGGGCUGCUCCCCGUGCGCUGGAUGUCCCCCGAGGCGCUCAAGGACGGCAUCUUCAACACGCAGUCUGAUGUAGACUUUGGCAUGACCAGGGACAUCUACGAGACGGAUUACUAUCGGAAAGGGGGUAAGGGGCUGCUCCCCGUGCGCUGGAUGUCCCCCGAGGCGCUCAAGGACGGCAUCUUCAACACGCAGUCUGAU